CUCGACUGCAUGCGCCUGGAGGAGUGCGGCGAGUGCACGGGCUCCGGCGUCAAGGCGGGCACCUCGCCCAAGACCUGCGGCACCUGCGGCGGGCAGGGUCAGGUCGUGGCGACGGUCAGGACCCCGCUGGGUAACUUUCAGCAGGUGACCGCGUGCAACGCGUGCGGCGGCAGCGGCCAGACCUUCACUCCGUGCUCGGCGUGCGGCGGCGACGGCCGCGUCAGGCGCUCCAAGCGCAUCUCCCUUCGCGUCCCCGCCGGCGUCGACUCGGGCAGCAGGCUCCGCGUCAGGGGCGAGGGCAACGCGGGCAGGAAGGGCGGUCCCCCGGGCGACCUCUACGUGUUCGUCGGCGUCAAGGACGACCCGGACCUGAAGAGGUUCGAGUCCAUCAACGUGUCCUCCACGGUGACCAUCCCUUACACCAAGGCUAUCCUCGGCACCACGCAGAAGGUGCGCACCGUCGACGGGACCGUGGACCUGAAGAUCCCCGCGGGGGUGCAGCCGGGCGCAACCCUGCUCAUGGCGAAGCGCGGUGUGCCCAAGCUCGGGCAGCCCAACGUGAGGGGCGACCAGUACGUCACCGUCAAGGUGACCAUCCCCAAGAGCGUCAGCGGCAAGGAGAAGGAGCUCGUCGAGGAGCUCGAGGGCUUGUCCAACUGAGAGCCUGGCAGAUGGGUGCUGGGCGGCUGCUGAUUCUAUUCUUUGCGCGCGACAUCGAUUAUCAUCAUAUUAUUCCUGUGAAUACGAAAUCAGCCUCGGCUGUUCAUAC
Micromonas commoda is the source of this 769-nucleotide messenger RNA. RefSeq lists its product with no specific name. The coding region runs from base 10 to 660 and encodes 216 amino acids. Gene Ontology annotation, biological process: protein refolding. Gene Ontology annotation, cellular component: cytoplasm. The transcript has a single exon. NCBI's taxonomy places the organism in Eukaryota, Viridiplantae, Chlorophyta, Mamiellophyceae, Mamiellales, Mamiellaceae. Gene Ontology annotation, molecular function: heat shock protein binding. The record is from RefSeq and is a predicted model, not a curated record.